Cotesia congregata is the source of this 1062-nucleotide messenger RNA. Lineage: Eukaryota; Metazoa; Arthropoda; Insecta; Hymenoptera; Braconidae. The record is from the annotation of a GenBank genome assembly.
GGUGCAAAUAUAUCGCAGCUAGAGAGAAAUAUUGGAGCUGAUCAAUUUCCACCCAAUGAACAUUAUUUUGGUCUUGUUAAUUUCGGAAAUACAUGCUACAGUAACUCAGUUUUGCAGGCCUUGUAUUUUUGCAGGCCAUUUAGGGAAAAAGUAUUAGAAUAUAAAGCAAGAAAUAAAAGAACCAAAGAAACAUUAUUGACAUGUUUAGCAGAUCUGUUUUACAGUAUUGCGACCCAGAAAAAGAAAGUCGGUUCAAUUGCGCCAAAAAAAUUUAUUGCUAGAUUGAGAAAAGAAAAAGAGGAGUUUGAUAAUUAUAUGCAACAAGAUGCUCAUGAAUUUUUAAAUUUUCUUAUCAACCAUAUUAAUGAAAUUAUACUCGCGGAAAGAAAUCAAAGUAAAGCAGCUACUGGAAAAAGCGGAGCUGGUGAUGCUGGAACACCGCCAGAACCAACAUGGGUACACGAGAUAUUCCAAGGUAUCUUGACAUCAGAAACUCGUUGCCUUAACUGUGAGACUGUAUCAAGCAAGGAUGAAGAUUUUUUUGACUUACAAGUUGAUGUUGAUCAGAACACAUCCAUAACUUACUGCCUCAAGUGUUUUUCUAAUACUGAAACUCUUUGUAGUGAUAAUAAAUUCAAGUGUGAUCAUUGUAGUAGUUAUCAAGAAGCCCAAAAACGAAUGAGGUUGAAAAAAUUACCAAUGAUCCUCGCACUUCAUUUAAAGAGAUUCAAGUAUGUAGAGCAGUAUAACCGACACAUUAAAGUAUCCCACAGAGUUGUGUUUCCAUUGGAGUUAAGGUUAUUUAAUACUAGCGACGAUGCUGUUAAUCCAGAUCGUCUUUAUGAUUUGGUUGCUGUUGUGAUACAUUGUGGAAGUGGGCCUAAUCGUGGACACUAUAUUUCUAUUGUUAAGAGUCAUGGUUUCUGGUUACUGUUUGAUGAUGACGCAGUUGAUAAAAUCGAUGCAUCGAAUAUAGCAGACUUCUAUGGACUGACGUCCGACAUCCACAAGACAUCAGAAACUGGAUACAUAUUAUUCUAUCAAUCACGGGACUGUAAUUAA